Drosophila serrata is the source of this 1675-nucleotide messenger RNA. RefSeq lists its product as uncharacterized. Lineage: Eukaryota; Metazoa; Arthropoda; Insecta; Diptera; Drosophilidae. The record is from RefSeq and is a predicted model, not a curated record.
GAAUCGAAGUUACCUUAAUACCACAACUCCAACAAUACAUCAUUUUAGUUUUUUUCAGCUCAGUUCAUUUCAUUUUGUCAGUUCCUGCCGUCAACAAAUUCCAAGUCCAUACAUCCCAGAUCCCCUGCUCCGAGUGUUGCAUGGAGAACGGAGGAGGCAACUCGACUCCGGCCCAGCCCAAGGCCAGUCGCAAAAGAUGUCCAUCGACCAUUGCCUCUGUUCUUGGCAAAACUGGGGAUAGAAUUUUGCGAAUGGAGGGGCCUCUUCCCAAACUCCGGAUAAUAUCCGAUGACCCUGAAGGUGAGGAUCCCAAUAAAAAUGAUCCGAGAUCUAUAUCAAUGGUGGCACCUGGUGGCCUGCGAUUCGGUAGCCAGGAUUUAACCAAUGGCGCUAUAACCGACGAAAUUCCUCGGGCAUCCGAUGAGAGCGACGAAAAGGGAGGAGCCCUGCGUUUCGCCAGUGAGAGUAGUCAAGAUGGCAUCCCAGGGGCGACGUAUUAUGAAAGGGAUAGCAGCAUAGAAUCUGAUCUCAUUAAACCCACCCAGGACACGGGCAGCUGUAAUCGUCCACAGGGACGUACAGUGGGCAGGAACACGAUGGGCUUUAAUUCCUACAUGAAAUCCGUUGCUCGGUGCCCUGAUGAUGUGGAGUGCUCCGAUGAGUGUGGCUAUGGCACUGGCUGCCAAAUGCAAUGCAGGGAGAUCCAUGGCAUUGCACCGGAUAGCUUAACAUCCUCGUUAACUCUCCCAAACCUAAGCAUAACUGCACAAACUGCACCGAUUGUUUAUCCAGGUCUAUCAGCUCGCCCCGGUGGGUCAAAUAAUUACCCCGAUAUGCAAAUAGCAGGCUAUAAUGAUUCUUCUGGUGGACCCUAUAGAACUCUCAUGGAAUGUCCAGAUAGCUGUCCAGGUGAUACCACUACACAGCUAAAUUUCUAUAUAAUGCUUCUACUGGAAGUCUUCGGUGUGCUAAUCUUCUUUGCCAUCUGCACCAUCACCUUCUGGAUAACCUUGGCCUAUCACUUUAUCAAGCUUUUGGUGGAACUCAAAAACGCUGACCGCAACACCCAGGUGGCAGUGGCCAUUGUAUUUGGUUUGCUUUUCCUUGCCUUUGCUAUUUGUCAUUUGACCAGUGGGAGGAGCACCUGUUGCCGUCAUUCGGAUAGAUCCCAUCGGCGUAAUUGGAAAAAGGGUGCCAGCUGCCACACGGUCAAGCCCGAGCCUAGGACCCCAAUAACAGUCAGGGUUCUAUCUCAGAUAAAAAAGCUAAUGUCCUUGGGUUGCGGCAAGUGCAACAGUUCCCGACCGAAGGCCAGUUCUCCAUGCAAGGCCAAGAAGGAGGUGGUGGCGCCAUGUCGUCGAAAGCCAAAAUACAGCGACUGUGAAGGUCGGGCCAUUUUCAUCAACUCUAGACGCUAUGCCAUUCCAACGGAAAUGAAGCAACCUCCCACUAUACUCCUCUGGCUGCUCGAUGUGAUCGGUCGCUAUAUGUAGUAGGAUCAACAGAAUAAUAAGCUAAAUUGUUCACCUGUCAAUGAUUAUAACAGAUCAAUCAAUACAUUGGAAACAGGAGGAGGAAUAGUUUGGACCAUGGCUUUAACCAAGAGCUCACUUGGUAACACAACCCGGCGCAAAAUUUCAUGUGUUUUAAUAAAUAUUUCCUUUCAUACAAAGAA